Messenger RNA from Strongylocentrotus purpuratus (purple sea urchin), 1134 nucleotides. Its product is annotated as neurocan core protein-like. The transcript has 6 exons. The record is from RefSeq and is a predicted model, not a curated record. Bases 349 to 1134 code for a protein of 261 amino acids. NCBI's taxonomy places the organism in Eukaryota, Metazoa, Echinodermata, Echinoidea, Camarodonta, Strongylocentrotidae.
CUCACCGAAGUCUUUAAGGGCUUUGACAUUAUCGCAUUAAACAUGUUAACUUCUUGUUAAGUUCUUAACACGGAAGAUAAGACGGUGUAAAUUGCUAGAUCCACACACUUAUAGGACUUUUGAAUACCCCUUUUUUGUUUUGUUUUUUGUUUUAUAGAUGACAAAUACAUUGAACGUUUCUUUUGGCAAAACCUAUUUCCGGAUUCAAAUCUCAGAGAUUGCAUUGAAUUGUCAUACCAGUCUGGCUCGGCGAAGUAUUCUUGGAAUCCUAGAUCGCUCCUAGAAGAAAAUGCCUUACUCUGUCAGUAUGAUCAGUCUUGCCAGAGUGUUGGACUUAGCCAAUCCGACAUGGUAUUAGAAUACAUGGGCACCUGUUUCCAAUUCCUGGAUGUUUCGAGGAACUGUGAUGACGGGGCCGAAGAGUGUAAUGGUAGAGGAGGAUUUCUGGCUGAAAUACUCGAUGAGAGCACUAAUGCUUUAUUGGUAGACCGAGCCCUGUAUCUGCGAGACCUAGGCGUAAACACGGCAUGGUGGAUUGGUGGUUAUGACGAAAACUCCGGACGGUCCUGGUAUUGGUCUGAUAAAACCCGAUUGAACUAUGAGGAAUGGAACGAUCACCAACCUAAUAAUGUUAACCAAGACCAAGACUGUGUAGAAAUGAGAAGCGAAUUUCAGUACCGAUGGAAUGACCAAUCUUGUUCAGACCAAAUUCGGACUCUAUGUCAAAUUGGAAUUCCUGCCUGCGGUGACCCAGGUGAACCUUUGCAUGGUAGUCGUUUACCAGACGAUAGAACAACUUACUCUGUCAGUGCUACUCUUCAUUUCACCUGUCAGGAGGGCUAUACAUUAUCUGGAGAAAACGUUUUAAGAUGUAUGAAUAAUGGAGCAUGGAAUCAUCAAAGACCAUCGUGUGAAGCUGUCGAAUGUGAAGGAAGCCCACCACAGGUCGUCAAUGCAUCAACCCUGAUACUAGGAUCAGAUUAUCAAGAUAUAGCUGUAUACACCUGUCAAGAUGGUUAUAUUCCUGAUCAGGAACCAAUCAGCUUCUGUCAGCAUACAGGCAACUGGAGUAUCCCUAACUUUACAUGUUCAGACAAUCCAAAGGGAAAUACAUCACCUAAUGGAGGUGAGUAA